GGAAAAUUUUCAAACAGGAAAGAGGCUACAGUAUCUUUAGCCGCUUAUCAAUGUAAGGGAUCAAUAUGCAAGUUAUAAUUAAGGCUAAAAAGGCGGAACUAACCAUAUUUUUGAUGAGUAGUCAUCAUGGCCGCAACUCUUGAGAGCAUUAUACUUGGGAACGCAGCUGAUUGCAUAUAGUAGUCCUCGCAUAUAUGUUCGGGCUGAAUGUCACAACAUGACGGUCCUUGUCCUUGGGAUAGUUGGGGGCGACAAAAUCUGCUGUCCAGGCACCAGCACAGCCGCUUUGUUGCUGAUAUAAGGUACAUCUCCCCCCAACAGCAGAUUGCUAUGCUCCCAUUUAGCUUGAAUCUGAGUUUCACAAAUUACCCUCUUGUAUGAGCAUUGUUGUGUUUGCGAACUGCGUUACUCUGUGAUCCAUUUGGACGACCAAUCAAUACCAUCUCACGCCUGGAGCAGUUGAUGUUGAAGACGACCCCAAUUGAACUUUAAAGAAGGUUUCAUUGUCCAUUUGAAUUGAAACUCAUCCAAAAAAGUCUCAGGCACGAUCACCACCUGGCGUUCCUGCAAAUCUUCGCCGUUCUGAUGACGACAAAGAACUUUCACCAGGAAAAGAGAAAACAUCCCUGAAACCUUUAUCUCCAGAGGAAUUGAAAACAUUGGAGUCUACCGCUGAUUACAACUUACGUAAGAAGAUUGGUAAAUGGUGGAUUGGAGACCUUCCAACAGAUACUGGUUGGAUGAACCACGUUGAGUGGGAAUACAGGAUGAAGUCAGGUCGGGACUCAGAGAAAUGGGUACUUACGAUUGAUUCAUUCACAAGCUCAACUGGUCGGAAGGAGACCGGUAUAGAUAUUAUAUCGCCCUAUUUGAAAAAGGUGAUUUGCGGCGUAGUCAAAUUUGACCCUUCGCUAGACCGAUUUUCGGAUCGACUUUCGUAAGUCUCCUUCCAGUACAUGUACAAAUUCUUGAAUCUAAUCUGAGGCAGCAUGCGUCAUCCAUUCCAACCCUUUUUCCACCACUGGAAUGACAUAGAGAAAGCCAUAGGAAACGACAUAGGUGUGCAAGAAGAUGAAAAGGAGGCUUUCGAAAUCUUGAAGUGGGUCUACGAAAAGUAUUUGCCAGUAAAAGACCCACAAAGUACUCUCAAAAGUCAACAUGAAUCUAUCCGACAGUACCUCGAAUCAAGCGAGAUCAACUACGAGAAUUUGUGGGCAGUUUACGAACCUGGAACUCGGGUCCUUGUUCGUGACAAAUUGGGGGAAUGGCAGAUGUUAAUGGUGGUUUCUUGCGAAUUGGACCUGGAGAAUGAAUCUAAUCAUUGGUCUAGACAACAGCGAGCACGCCCUAAGUGGAAGGUUCGUAUGUGGCAGAUGACCUGGAAUAGCGCGAAAGAAUGUUUUACAAGAAUCUUGUGGCCCCGGGCAAUACAACCAUUCCUGGGCACGAGACAAAUAUCAAAUCUCCAAGUCCUGCCACUAGAAUAUUACGAAGAUAAGACCGGUAAACUCUCCAAAAUGCAAGCUCAAAGCCAGCUCCAGCAGGCCCUCGAAAAACGUGGCAAUAAGUGGGCUACUUUCAUCAAACAAAACGACCCUACCUGUUUGUAUUACGAGGGGCCAGCGGCGAAACUUCCUGACCCAGAGCCCUCUUCUUGGAACUCAGAGCCUCCACCGGCGACAGUCGUGAACGUGAGUUGCUUUAACCAAAUACCACGAAAUACACUGACAAUAUUUUUAGCUGAAAGGUAGAGUCGUUAUGGACCAAGAUAGAGACUUCAAUAUUGGCGAUUUGCACGAAUUCCCUCGCAUACCGUCUCCUUAUGGGCCCGUACAAGAUAUGGUCGCUUUUGAGAACGACGUUUUAGCGUCAGAUAACAGACCGGAAUAUGCAGCUUCUGAUGAUAAUCCUCGGAGCAAGCAGUUUCCUUGGGAAAGUUUCCAGGCGCAGCUGUGUCCAACAGCAAUCUUAAGCUUUCACAUGGAAUCCAACGGAUGGCAUUUGGUCCCUGUUGAGCACCUUCAAAAAGUCCCCUGGCGUUCGGAUAUGUUAGAGAACCUUGUUAUGUUGGAAGAAAAGAAAAGUCUGCUAGUAGAUCUGCUUGAAAGCUAUAAAACCAAAGAAAACGCGGGUAUUCAAGAUAUCGUCAAAGGCAAAGGAGAGGUAAGCAGCAGACUGACUAUAAUUGAAGGCAAUCUGAUUGUGUGUCUAGGGUUUGGUAGUAUUGUUACGCGGACCUCCUGGAGUAGGCAAAACAUUGACAGCAGGUAGAACUCCCAUUACUUGACCUGCUUAAUACAAACAGGAUAGUGCUGACUUUAUGCAGAGGUUGUAGCAGAGAACCUUCAUCGGCCUUUGCAAUCAAUAAGCCUGUCAACUUUACUUGACCAGCGAGGCGAUUUUGAAACUUCCCUCAUAGAAACGUUUCAGCAAGCUUCACGUCAAAAAGUCAUCUUAUUACUUGACGAAGUCGACGUCAUCUUAGAGGAACGCGCUUAUGAGGACGUGAGACGAAAUAGUAUUGUAUCAAGUAAGUACAAGGACAUAGUUGCAAGCAUCUACUUACAAUAGAUCCAGUUUUUCUUAGAAGGAUCGAAUAUUUCGACGGGAUAGUCUUCUUGACAACUAAUCGUCCUGGGACAAUAGAUGAAGCUUUCGAGUCCAGGGUCCAUUUGUCUAUCGAAUACCCGAAACUCAACUCCGCAUUAAGGACCAAACUUUGGCUUCAAUUCCUCAAAAACCUUGAGCCUCAAGUGGAUUUCAAUAUCGCAGAUGUUAUAGAUAAUCUCGAUAAACUGAAGUUACACGGUCUCAAUGGACGUCAGAUUCGUAACGUGAUUAACGUAUCGGCUGCCAUCGCGAGGGCAAGAACUGGCGGGGUGUUAGAUGUUGAGGUUGUGAAGAGGUUAGCAUGGGAAGCUAGUGGCCUUUUCGAAAGAUUGUCCGGAAAUUCUAACAAGUCGAAGAGUAUAACUAGUAGAGGGGAGAGGGGUAGCUUUUAUGGUGGAAGUGGCUAUAGGUGAUUCCAGAUAACAUUAUCUGACUCAUUUAUUGUUUCAGAGCAAUGAUUUUGGGGACAUAUGGUCGCAAAUACGUCUUUAUUUACUGGUUUCAUUCCUAACAUAUAGAGCUUCAGUCUCACCUGUCCUAAUCUCUCUCAAAUAUCCUGUGAUCAAGUAGCCUACCUGAGGUAGUGGCUCACGAUGACGCUAACUCUUUUGAGGAAUUUAUUUCACAAAUACAGUAUAAGGGACCAGAAGAAAUACACUACCCUCAAAAAAGAAGAAGAGCUAACUGCCUCAUUAUAUAAUACAAGGACAGUACUUAUAAUCUAUCGGUAAUGGACAACAGCAUGCUAAGCGAGCCUCGAACCUGGUACAAGGAAGAGGGUAACGCACUUACCUACAGCUCAAUGUAUUCAAAUAAGCUGGCGUGUGAGUCGUUAAGCUUAUGAUUGAAGCUAGAUUGGGAGGCACACUCGCCGGGUUUCUGUAUUUGGUGGUGGGGUUUUCCGUAUUUUGGUGAGGUUUCGAUAAGAUGCAUCAAUUUAUUAUAAAUAUUUACUAGCAAUUCCGAGGACGAGAAAGGAAAUAGAGUGGUUGGUGGAGAGAAAAUAAUUUAUUGAUGCUCUUUUCUGUCAUUUGGGGGCGGCGCAGCUGCAGGUGCUCGCCGGGGAUUCCUCCUUUCGGACAGCCCUGCGAUGAAUGCAACACUAUGAUUGGGCGGUCUUACCCGGAAGAAGAUUCUAACGAUUUAGAGCCCGAAAUUCAAAGCAUUCGUCAUGCUCCUUAUCUGCAGGAAAUCGGUACUUCAGAUGUUUUACCCGGCUCAAGUUACACUGCGCUAAGAACGGAGAAACUUCUCUUAGGCAAGACCCCCUUUUUUCUUGACAGAGAACAUCUACAUUUACUUUACACUUUGCCUUGGAAUUCCUCUUGUUUCUCAAAAUCUCGCCAUCCUAUAGCUAGCUUUUACAAUAAAGAGUCUACUUAUACAGUAAGUUUCGCAAUUCGAAAGUGGUAGAAAGGUGAUGGGGCUAAGUUUGACAUUAGGUCUCUACAACAACGACGCCAUAAUCCAUGCACAAUUGUUGGCUUUUGAAUCAGCGACCUUGAUUGUCUGCCUGAACAACAAUCGUCACUAUCAAAAGGUGGCUCUAAUGCCAGCACACAAUGAGUCAAGCAUUCGGGAUGAUUUUGGAUGGGUUCAAUCCCCAGAUGGCCGCGGCACUCUUGACAUCAUCUGGACUUGCCUUCUAGUCAUCUUUACAGCUGUUUAUACGGCAAUACAUCUCAAUGUCCCAGCACCCACAGAUACCUUCUUCAAAAUAGCCAUCCGUAAGUUUCGCUGGAUACUUGGUGCCAUUCUUGCCCCCGAUGUUGUAACUGGCGUUGCUGGUUCUCAAUGGCAUAGCGCUCGUACAUCUGUUUUUGCAAUGCGUUCCCUCGGCUACAACUCCUGGACUAUGGAACAUGCGUUUUACGCAGAUAGUGGAGGAUUUCUGCUCCACGCUCCGGAUAUGCGUCCAUUUCCUAUCAACGCGGCCUCUGUCCAUUUUCUAGUGAAGAGUAAUUACCUCCCGCUGCCAAGUAUUACGCGGGAUGAAAUAUGGGAUCGAAGCAAGUCCGACAAAUUCGCUAAAGGUGCUGCGUUAAUCCAAACUGGCUGGCUAGUCAUCUCGUCGAUUGCUCGCUUAGCAGAAGGUCUUCCCCUUUGUCAACUUGAGAUAUUUACCCUCGCGUUCGCUGUGUCGACUGUCAUGACCUAUUACUUCUGGCUUCACAAAGCUCAAAAUUUGACAACUUCAACUGUUCUGGUCAUGGAAAGUACUCUGGCGAAGGUAUUAACAGACGCUGGCACAAGAGCUGAUAGUCCCUGGCGAGACACUCCUAUGGACUUUGUUGAAAAACCAUUGACAAACUGGAAACGCAGAGAUACAUUGGAAAAGUUCGACCUUAAUGAAAGACCUUUGCAAAGAAUACCAGACGAUGCACAACUACCCCAUCAGAGUUGGGAAUUGGCUAUGACACUUCUUGUUGCUAUGCCAUCUAUGCUACACUCUGCUCUUCACUUAGCGGGAUGGAAUGUUGAGUUUCCCACAACUGAGGAAUCUUUACUUUGGAAAGCAUCGGCCAUCACUCUAACAGCAAUUGGAUGCAUCUCAUUUGCUGUAGUAGGAGUACUUAGACGACGCGGAUAUUGUUACGAGUACGUUUUGUGCUGGAUAUGGGUUAAACCCAACCCGCAGCAGGCGAGGUGGCACUAUACUGCUCCAGAAAUCUUUCUUACAAUUUGUACCGUGUUGUUGGUGCUGGCGAGAGUUUGCCUGGUGUCGGUGGUCAUUGCUAGUCUGCGAUCAAUGCCAAAAAGAGUGUUUGAUACACCGAAUUGGACGAAUUAUCUUCCUCAUGUAUAAUAGAAUCUUGAAAUAGACAUCAAAGAGAAUCAUAACAGAGUCUCAUGCUUCUUGUAUAUGCUGACCUAGCUGUUUCUCAUAUAGAGUACAGAAAGCAUACAGUGGAAAACUCCGAUAUUGGCCUUCAUAGCACCCAUUGAAUCGCUUAGUGUUGACUUCUAAAGUGCCCGCUUCAACAGUGUGCAAUGGGCAGGUAAUGCUGGACCCUGGAUGUGGAAGCCACUUGAUUAUGUGAGAGUUCGAAUCGGUCCGAACUUCAUCAGUCCCGUCACUCAAUCGCGACCGGAAAGUCGAGAUUCUCGAACUAAUCCUACCUAG
This is a messenger RNA of Hymenoscyphus albidus, 5734 nucleotides long. The record is from the annotation of a GenBank genome assembly. Lineage: Eukaryota; Fungi; Ascomycota; Leotiomycetes; Helotiales; Helotiaceae.